AUGUCGGCUCUGGCGGGAGCACUAGAGAGCGAGUCCUCUACUGAAGAGAUGUCCAGGAAACGCGUAAGGAAGGAUGUCAUAUCCUCGAUGGAGCUCUACGGUCCAAUGACAGAUUCAGAGCGGGACGCGCAGAUGGCCUUGUGGCCCUCGAAUUACGUCGUGCCAGGACACGGAAUAAGCAGGAUGAUGGUUGCUAUGGAGCUCCGUUACAAGAAGGUUGGCAACACGAGAAAUCUCGUGGAAACUCUUGACAUCAAGGCAAAGAGGCGUAAUAAUCUGGAGGAAAGGAACUCGGGCAAGUUCAAGGACGCGCUUAUUGCGUAG
This is a messenger RNA of Gamsiella multidivaricata, 324 nucleotides long. RefSeq lists its product as uncharacterized. The transcript has 2 exons. The record is from RefSeq and is a predicted model, not a curated record. The coding region runs from base 1 to 324 and encodes 107 amino acids. Lineage: Eukaryota; Fungi; Mortierellomycota; Mortierellomycetes; Mortierellales; Mortierellaceae.